CAACUCGUCCAUCGUCCAAUAAUGUCCCACCACGUGUCAGCGUCAACAUUCGGAGAACCAAAAGAAUUGGCUGGUAAAAUAUAAGCGGCGAGGCGACCCCUACGCUUGAGGAUUCGUGAAAAAGAGACGUUCCAAAAAUCCUUCUUUCCUCUUCCGCUUUGUCCCUCGGCUCCGUCUGCACCCUUCCCAGAUCUGAUAGCUUAAUCUUCAUGAAUUCAAGAACUACUGAAGUAUCCGUGUUUUCCUGUAAGUCGGGAAACAGAAACAACCCCUUCUUUAUCUGGAUUUUGUUCUGUUUAUUGCCAAAAUUCCAAGGAACUCCUUUUGCAUUCGUGAGUUUCCUCUUGGUUAAGGCAAUUGACAGGAGUCCUUCUGGAGCACUGGCCUUUGAGACUUUUGGGUAGAUAAAUCCAUAGCAGGGAUCAAUUCCAGUAUCUACCUGAAGUUAGCAUCCCUGCUCCAUACUUGAAAAAUGGUUUCCUCUCAGCUACCUAGCUUGACCAAGGCCCGCAUGUGCAAACCAAUUCAGACACAGUUGCUUUUUCCUACGGUUACAAUGGAUGCUGUAGUUUCAGAUCACGUGGAGCUUGAUUUCGAUGAUGUUUUUGGCCCUCUACCAGUUCAGGCCUCUGUAGAAGUGAAUUAUGGUGAUUCGGCUAAUUCUGCCGCCGUCGAAGAUGCCACUGAGCUUAUUUAUGAUAAUCCAGUGGUAAUUCAUAACCGAUCACAUUCUUUGGUUGGUCCCUCAUCGUUUGUAAGCCAAUCAUUGAAGCUCAGCAAACUGACUAUAAGUGACAUGGAAGAUUCAGUGGAACUGGUAGAGUGUGUCAAUGGAGAUACCAUCAAAGAAUUUCAAGAACCUUUAAUUGAUGAUGGUGUCACUGAAAAGACUCUUGAAAAUGAUGAGGAAAUCUCCAUGAAGAUCGAGAGUGUAGGCAUUGAAGAUUUUGAGGUUUUGAAGGUUGUUGGGCAGGGUGCAUUUGCAAAAGUAUACCAGGUGAGGAAGAAAGGGACAUCAGAAAUUUAUGCAAUGAAGGUCAUGCGGAAGGACAAGAUCAUGGAGAAGAAUCAUGCUGAAUACAUGAAAGCUGAGAGGAAUAUUCUAACAAAAAUUGAUCAUCCAUUCAUUAUCCAGCUUAGAUACUCAUUUCAGACCAAAUAUAGACUAUAUCUCGUGCUGGAUUUUGUUAAUGGUGGUCACCUUUUCUUUCAGCUCUAUCACCAAGGUCUAUUUAGAGAGGAGCUGGCUCGAAUAUAUGCUGCUGAGAUUGUUUCUGCGGUUUCUCACCUCCAUGCAAAUGGAAUAAUGCAUAGGGAUCUUAAACCUGAAAAUAUCCUAUUGGACACAGAUGGCCAUGCCAUGUUGACUGAUUUUGGUCUAGCGAAGCAACUUGAAGAGAAUACGAGAUCUAAUUCUAUGUGUGGAACUGUUGAAUACAUGCCACCCGAAAUAGUUCUUGGAAAGGGCCACAAUAAGGCUGCAGACUGGUGGAGUGUGGGAGUCCUAUUGUUUGAGAUGCUAACUGGAAAGCCUCCUUUUACUGGGAACAGGGAGAAAAUUCAGCAGAAGAUAGUUAAGGAAAAGAUCAAGUUGCCAUCCUUUCUGUCCAGUGAAGCACAUUCUCUGUUGAAAGGGCUGCUACAGAAGGAUGCAAGCCACCGCCUUGGUAGUGGGCCUUUGGGGUGUGAGGAAAUCAAACGCCACAAAUGGUUUAAGCCAAUAAAUUGGAAAAGAUUAGAUGCUCGGGAAAUCCAACCAAGCUUUCGUCCUCAAGUUUCUGGGAAGCAGUGCAUUGCCAAUUUCGAUAAGUGCUGGACUGACAUGUCAGUUGUGGAUUCUCCAGCUGCUAGCCCGAAUGCUGCUGGAAACCCCUUCACCGGCUUCAGUUAUGUUAGGCCUGUGGCCUCUUUUCUUAAGAAGGAUAGCCACAUGUACUAGCAUGUGUUGCCCCAAGAUGCAAGUUUUCGAGCUCUGUUUUCCUUCUUGCAUUCUUAAUGAUGAAACUCUGUAAGUUGCUUGAAAAAAGCAGUAGCCAAGAGAGGUUUAUCUUAGCAGUGUUCUCUUGAGACUACACAAUCUUAAAACCUUUGCAGAUGCAUAUGCUGAACUCUGAAGCUUGUAUGCCUUUUGCUGAAAUAAGUAUUAAUAUAUCCACAUUUUAAUUUUAAUUU
Molecule: messenger RNA, 2172 nt
Organism: Prunus avium (sweet cherry)
Lineage: Eukaryota; Viridiplantae; Streptophyta; Magnoliopsida; Rosales; Rosaceae
Product: serine/threonine-protein kinase AtPK2/AtPK19
Biological process (GO): protein phosphorylation
Molecular function (GO): protein serine/threonine kinase activity; ATP binding
Source: RefSeq, a predicted model, not a curated record